AUGACGGCCCAGCUGGAGACGUGCUGCCAGUCAAUCGUCGACAAACUGACCAACGCGCUGUCUCUCGCGCAGCAUGCAACCCACAAUGCAGAGGAACCAGGCCUGCACGACAUCAUCAGCUCCGUCGACGACAGCAUCAUCGGCUUGAAGACGUGGCAGACCUACAUACGACCUCACCGACACAGCACAAGGCCAACUCCAGUCGCUGAGCGGUACUUGAGGCUGAUCUCGGACGAGGCCGAUGUCAUUGCGGUGGAGGUUACAAGAUACAACAGCGUUCCAAGCGAGCAGCUGCGCGAAUGGAAACCGUCACAGAGAUUCGAAAGUGCAAGAAAGGAAAUCAAAGAGCUGAUUGGCGAACUACACACAGUUGAGGUUGCCGGCGCUGAUAAUACGAGGACGCAACGGGAGCAGAUCGCUCGGAACGCCAACCGGCAAGUUACGGUGCUGGAAGAGUUGACUGAAUGGUUCAAAGUGCGGCUUGGGUCUACCAUCAGGCAGCAACGAGUUGCAACUUUUGCGCACGAACCUCGCACCGUUGGCAGGCUCAAGAUUGGCGACCUGUGGUUUCUGUGGAGGCAAAUUCCCACUGUCGACGGGUUGACGAAAUCAAACAUCGCCAGCGGACCACAUGACGGCAUCUCGAUCGAAAGGUCACACGUCGACAGAGCCAGGAUGGUGCUAGAAGCAUUCUGUGAGGCCUGGCAAGCAAUCACUCCGCAGAUAGAAGACCGAGGAAAGUUUGAGGAUCUCAAGAAUAUGGCCAUGAUUGCGACGGUCCUGAGCCACCUACACAAUGGCCACGCUUACUUUGAUCGGUUCCUACACAGACGAUGGAACGACGAUUUCCUUCCGUUUGACACCAACAAGCUACAAGUGAUAUUCUCCGGAGCGAACGACGCCUCACGAGUCGGUGAUCUUUUCCGUGACCAACAAUCCCGCGCAAGAUGGAAAGAAUGGCCUGAAGGGGCCCACGUUACAUUUCGAGCCCUGGAGCCGUUGCCCUUGAAAUCCGAGGAGAUCUAUUCCAACGAUGGAUCCUACAGUAUUGUCGACAAGGUGCGGGACCUCUCAUACCAGUCCGCGACGCCUCGAUUCUAUGCCAGAAAGCGUCAGAAAGCAACCCCGGCGUCACGCCAGCAUCUGGAGAAUGAAGUGAAGAAUCUGAAGAGACUGAAGCACCACCACAUCUUGAAGUACGUCAAGUCUUAUGAAAGAGGUAGUGACGAGUUCGCCUUUCUGGCCACACCGGCGGCUGAUGGUAAUCUCCUGGGCCUGCUCAACCAAUACUGCCGGAAUGCUUACGACCGCGGGAGACUCAAGCCGAUCUUGCUCAAAGCAUUCGGCUGUAUCAGCCUUGCCAUGGAUUAUUUGCACAACAGGAAAGACACCCGACACCGAGACAUUAAACCUGAUAAUAUUCUGUAUCACGAACAUCGCUACUAUGUAGCGGACUUUGGUCUUGCGUACCACUUCGACCCCCAGAGCGGCAGUGGAACUCAUGGUCGCUUUGAAUCCACGUACGAAUAUCGAGCUCCAGAGAACGACAGCACCACUCAGCCCCAUGGGAGGUCGACAGACGUCUUCUCUCUUGGGUGCACGUUCCUGGAGAUACUGAGUGCCAUGAUCAGGACCGGAACAAACGAGAUCCGGGCUCUGCGAAUCUACGUGGAUCAUCUGGACGAAGUCGGCAGAUGGGUUGAAACCGCGUGCUGCGAAGAGCGGGGAAGGGAGCAACCGAUGAGGAGCCUGCUCAUGCUUGGUGGCAGGAUGGUCUCCAAGGAGGUCGAGUCGCGCCCGACCAUCCAAGAAGUCAUUGUCGAACUUUGGGGAAUCAGCACCAAAUUCAAUUACCCACUGUUCUGUGACGAGUGCAUAAAACACCUACCAGCAGAGUUAGGUCUGAAAAUUCAGGCCGACGGACUGCAUCCCGAGGGGGGAAGUGUGGGCAGUGGACACAGUGGGCACAGCAGUAAGAUGAGCCGCAAGAGCUUCAAGAGCUUUUUCAAGGCGACCAGAAAGCGGCUUCAGAAUGUGCUGUCGACAAACGGUUAUGCAGAAGAGCGUGACUGA
Fonsecaea nubica is the source of this 2073-nucleotide messenger RNA. RefSeq lists its product as hypothetical. The record is from RefSeq and is a predicted model, not a curated record. Lineage: Eukaryota; Fungi; Ascomycota; Eurotiomycetes; Chaetothyriales; Herpotrichiellaceae. The coding region runs from base 1 to 2073 and encodes 690 amino acids. The transcript is spliced from 2 exons. Gene Ontology annotation, molecular function: protein serine/threonine kinase activity; ATP binding. Gene Ontology annotation, cellular component: cytoplasm. Gene Ontology annotation, biological process: protein phosphorylation.